This is a messenger RNA of Zingiber officinale, 1175 nucleotides long. Its product is annotated as peroxidase 72-like. NCBI's taxonomy places the organism in Eukaryota, Viridiplantae, Streptophyta, Magnoliopsida, Zingiberales, Zingiberaceae. Gene Ontology annotation, biological process: response to oxidative stress; hydrogen peroxide catabolic process. The transcript has 4 exons. The record is from RefSeq and is a predicted model, not a curated record. Gene Ontology annotation, molecular function: peroxidase activity; heme binding. The coding region runs from base 55 to 1044 and encodes 329 amino acids.
UAAGCUCCGUAAAUAAAACAUCUCGACGACGACGCAAUCCACAACAUCAACAACAUGGCACUUGUGGUGGCUUCCCUGACCGUCUCCUCCCUUCUCUCUGCGUAUCUCCUCUGCUCGUUCGCUGCAGGUCAGUCGCUGCACCCGCAGUUCUACGACCGAUCGUGCCCGAAAGUCCAGGCGAUCGUCGAGGCAGCUGUAGCCAAAGCCGUUGCAAAAGAGGCUCGAAUGGCCGCUUCCCUGCUCCGCCUUCACUUCCAUGACUGCUUCGUUAAGGGGUGUGACGCAUCGAAUUUGCUGGACAGCAGCGGGACCAUAAUCAGCGAGAAAAGGUCGAACCCGAACCGCGACUCCGCGAGGGGAUUUGAGGUCGUCGAUGAGAUCAAGCACGCAGUGGAGAAGGAAUGCCCGGCAACUGUCUCCUGCGCCGACAUAUUAGCGCUUGCCGCGAGGGAUUCUACUGUCUUGGUUGGCGGGCCGAGUUGGGUGGUUCCAUUAGGGAGGAGGGAUUCCUUGGGAGCAAGUAUCAAGGGUUCUAACAACAACAUUCCGGCUCCCAAUAACACCCUUCAAACCAUCAUCACCAAGUUCAAGCUCAAAGGCCUCGACCUCGUCGAUCUCGUCGCGCUCUCGGGUAGCCACACGAUCGGAGAUGCGCGGUGCACCAGCUUCCGGCAGAGACUGUACAAUCAGACGGUAGACGGCCGGCCGGACUCCACCCUCGAUCCGGCGUACGCCGCCGGUCUGCGGGGCCGCUGCCCGAGGUCGGGCGGUGACCAAACGCUCUUCGCCCUGGACCCGGUCACCCAGUUCAGGUUCGACAACCAGUACUUCAAGAACCUGGUGGCGAACAAGGGCCUCCUCGGCUCAGACGAGGUCCUUUUCACGGGCGGCGCCGCCACCGCGCAGCUGGUGAGGAAGUUCGCGAGGAGCAACGCGGCGUUCUUCGACCAGUACGCCGAGUCGAUGGUGAGGAUGGGCAACAUCGCGCCGCUGACUGGGGGCAGAGGAGAGAUCAGGAAGAACUGCAGGAGGAUUAACAAAUAAUUAAUUAAGAACGCCGUUAGCUACAAUUGUUUGGUGAUUAAUAACUGCUUAUUGUUUGUUUGCUCGUCCGAAUGCACCGGGAGUUAGGACUUUCGAUUUAUCCGGUUUGUUUACUCGUACGAACGCACAGG